Messenger RNA from Cygnus olor (mute swan), 5148 nucleotides. It is a transcript of the gene SALL1, whose product is annotated as spalt like transcription factor 1. The coding region runs from base 371 to 4300 and encodes 1309 amino acids. Gene Ontology annotation, cellular component: nucleus. Gene Ontology annotation, biological process: regulation of transcription by RNA polymerase II. The record is from RefSeq and is a predicted model, not a curated record. Lineage: Eukaryota; Metazoa; Chordata; Aves; Anseriformes; Anatidae. Gene Ontology annotation, molecular function: DNA-binding transcription factor activity, RNA polymerase II-specific; RNA polymerase II cis-regulatory region sequence-specific DNA binding. The transcript is spliced from 4 exons.
AAAGUGAAGCGAGGCGCAAAGCGGGGAGCCCGUCGGGGCUGGAGGCAGGGGCGAGGGGAGCCGCAUUCCUAUAGUAACCGGGAUGGCGCGGUGCAGCCCCGGCUGGUUGCUAAGAGGGUUAAACUGUAUCCAAACAGCUUUGGGGAAAUCCAGCCCCUUCUCCUGCCACAUGGAUCGACUCAUUGGGUGGGAGCGGCGGAGAGACAAGGGUCUCCAGCAAAUCAGCGCCUAAUUGAUUAAGGCGAGCUGGUUUGAAUAGAGCUGGCCAUGUGCCAAUCGCCUUUCAAAGAGCCCCUCUAUGAUUAAUCGCAAUGCAUUAUUGAUAAUCAUAAUUAUAGCAGGACACAUGCGCGCUGAUGUUUGAGCCAGCAUGUCGCGGAGGAAGCAGGCGAAGCCUCAGCAUUUCCAAUCCGACCCCGAUCUGGCCUUGUUAUCCCAGCGAAAUGGAGACACAGAAAAGGGUCAAGCAAAUCGAACCACUAAGAACAAGGACGCCCACGUCUGUGGCAGGUGCUGUGCUGAGUUCUUUGAAUUAUCAGAUCUCCUGCAACACAAGAAGAACUGUACUAAAAAUCAAUUAGUUUUAAUUGUGAAUGAAAAUCCAGCUUCUCCUUCUGAAACCUUCCCUCCUAGUUCUCCUCCUGAUAAUCCUGAUGAACAGAUGAAUGACACAGUUAAUAACACAGAUCAAGUAGACUGCAGUGACCUUUCAGAGCAUAACAAACUUGACAAGGAAGAAUCCAUGGAUGUGGAGGCUUCCAGCAUUAACAAUAGCAGUAGCAGUUCCAAGAGUGUCAACAAUAGUAUUACAAGCAGUAACAGCUCCACAAUGGGUACCUCAGCUGUAACAACCUCUCUACCUCACAUAGGGGAUCUGACAACAUUAGGCAACUUUUCAGUGAUAAAUAGUAAUGUAAUAAUUGAAAACCUUCAGAGUACUAAAGUGGCAGUAGCACAGUUCUCACAGGAAGCAAGAUGUAACGGUGCGUCGAAUAACAAGCUUGCUGUACCUGCACUGAUGGAGCAACUGUUGGCUUUACAGCAGCAGCAGAUCCACCAGUUGCAACUGAUUGAACAAAUUCGUCACCAAAUAUUAUUGUUGGCUUCCCAAAAUACAGACAUGCCAACAUCUUCUAGCCCAUCUCAAGGUACUUUACGAACAUCUGCCAACCCCUUGUCCACAUUAAGUUCCCAUUUAUCCCAGCAGCUGGCUGCAGCAGCUGGAUUAGCACAAAGCCUUGCUAGUCAAUCUGCCAGCAUCAGUGGUGUGAAACAGCUACCCCCUAUACAGCUACCUCAGAGCAACCCUGGCAACACUAUAAUUCCAUCCAGUAGCGGCUCUUCUCCAAAUAUUAACAUACUGGCAGCAGCAGUUACAACACCGUCCUCAGAAAAAGUGGCUUCAAGUAUUGGUGGCUCACAGCUCAGCAACCCACCAGUAUCAGCAUCAUCUUCACCAGCCUUUGCAAUAAGCAGUUUAUUAAGUCCUGCAUCUAAUCCACUUCUACCUCAGCCCACCCCUAAUAACUCUGUUUUCUCCAGUCCCUUGUCCAAUAUUGGAACACCUGCAGAGGAUUUAAACUCCUUGACUGCCUUGGCACAGCAAAGAAAAAGCAAGCCACCAAAUGUAACUGCUUUCGAAGCAAAAAGUAAUUCAGAUGAGGCAUUCUUUAAGCAUAAAUGCAGGUUCUGUGCUAAAGUGUUUGGGAGUGACAGUGCCUUGCAGAUUCAUUUACGUUCUCACACUGGCGAGAGGCCAUUUAAAUGCAACAUAUGUGGAAAUAGGUUUUCCACAAAGGGAAACUUAAAAGUCCACUUUCAGCGUCAUAAAGAAAAAUACCCUCAUAUUCAGAUGAAUCCGUACCCAGUGCCAGAGCAUUUGGACAAUAUUCCUACAAGCACGGGUAUUCCUUAUGGGAUGUCUAUACCGCCAGAGAAACCUGUCACGAGCUGGCUGGACAGCAAGCCAGUCCUCUCCACCCUGACGACUUCUGUGGGGCUGCCACUCCCACCAACGAUACCAAGCUUGACCCCAUUCAUCAAAACUGAGGAGCCUCAGCCGAUUCCCAUUAGCUAUCCUUCUGCUAGCCCUCCCUGCUCUGUCAAGAGCGACUCGGGAACAGCUGACCCCACAUCAAAAAUCUCCAAUGGACUUUCUGAUGAGGUAGAGGCUGGUGCUUUGCCUACCUCAAACGGCAAAAUGGAAGAAAACCCUCAAAACACAAGCUUCGUUGCUAACGUGAGCAGCUCUGUGAGCUCACCGGCAGCAGACUCGGGCUCCGGCAGCAUUGCCACUUUUACAAAUCCACUGAUGCCUUUAAUGUCAGAGCAGUUUAAGGCAAAGUUUCCAUUUGGAGGACUAUUGGAUUCAACGCCAGCAUCCGAAACGUCGAAAUUGCAGCAACUGGUAGAAAACAUAGAUAAAAAGGCAACUGAUCCAAAUGAGUGUAUCAUUUGCCACCGAGUUCUCAGUUGCCAGAGUGCACUGAAAAUGCAUUAUCGCACGCAUACUGGUGAGAGGCCGUUUAAAUGUAAAAUCUGUGGUCGUGCUUUCACUACUAAAGGCAACUUAAAGACUCAUUACAGCGUCCACCGUGCCAUGCCCCCACUGAGAGUACAACAUUCAUGCCCGAUCUGCCAGAAAAAAUUCACCAAUGCCGUAGUGCUACAGCAGCAUAUCCGAAUGCACAUGGGAGGGCAGAUCCCUAACACCCUGGUCACGGAAAACUAUCCUGAGUCAAUGGAAUCCGAUACGGGAUCUUUUGAUGAUAAGAAUUUCGAUGAUAUAGACAACUUCUCAGAUGAGAACAUGGAAGACUGUCCUGACAGCAGUGUGCCAGAUACACCUAAAUCUGCAGACGCAUCACAAGACAGCUUGUCUUCUUCCCCUCUGCCCCUGGAAAUGUCAAGUAUUGCUGCUUUGGAAAACCAGAUGAAGAUGAUCAAUGCAGGACUUGCUGAACAACUUCAGGCAAGCUUAAAGUCAGUUGAAAAUGGGUCAGUGGAAGGGGAUGUUUUGACUAAUGAUUCGUCGUCGGUCGGUGGUGAUAUGGAAAGCCAAAGUGCUGGAAGCCCUGCUGUCUCAGAGUCUACCUCUUCCAUGCAGGCCUUGUCCCCAUCCAACAGCACUAAUGAUUACCACAAGUCACCAAGUAUCGAAGAGAAACCAGUAAGAGCUUUACCAAGCGAGUUUGCCAAUGGUUUGUCUCCAACCCCUGCAAACAGUGGUGCUUUGGACUUGACAUCUAGUAACACUGAUAAAACGAUUAAAGAAGAGUCUCUGAGUAUGCUCUUUCCUUUCAGAGAUAGAGGUAAAUUUAAAAACACCGCAUGUGACAUUUGUGGCAAAACAUUUGCUUGUCAGAGUGCCUUGGACAUUCAUUACAGAAGUCAUACCAAAGAGAGACCAUUUAUUUGCACAGUUUGCAAUCGUGGCUUUUCCACAAAGGGUAAUUUGAAGCAACAUAUGUUGACACAUCAAAUGCGAGAUCUACCAUCACAACUUUUUGAGCCCAGCUCCAGUAUCGGCCCUAAUCAGAACUCUUCGGUUAUGCCUGCUAAUUCACUGUCAUCGCUCAUAAAGACUGAGGUUAACGGCUUCGUGCACGGCUCUCCUCAGGACAGCAAGGAGACACCCUCUGGUCUAGCUGCUGUGGGGCCGCUCUCCUCCUCUGCCACGUCCCCUGUCCUGCUGCCUGCUCUCCCCAGAAGAACCCCCAAACAGCACUACUGCAACACGUGUGGGAAAACGUUUUCUUCCUCCAGCGCUCUGCAGAUCCACGAAAGGACGCACACUGGUGAGAAACCUUUUGCCUGCACUAUAUGUGGAAGAGCAUUCACAACAAAAGGCAAUCUGAAGGUUCACAUGGGCACUCACAUGUGGAACAGUACUCCUGCAAGACGAGGCAGACGACUUUCUGUAGAUGGCCCCAUGACAUUUCUAGGAGGCAAUCCUGUAAAGUUCCCAGAAAUGUUUCAGAAAGAUUUGGCUGCACGGUCAGGGAAUGGAGACCCCUCCAGCUUCUGGAACCAGUACGCAGCAGCGCUCUCCAAUGGCUUGGCCAUGAAGACCAACGAGAUCUCCGUCAUCCAGAACGGCGGCAUCCCACCGCCACCGGGGGGCCUGGGCAACGGGGGCAGCUCGCCCAUCAGCGGCUUGACGGGAAGCCUGGAAAAGCUCCCAAAUUCAGAACCCAACGCACCUCUAGCUGGUCUGGAGAAAAUGGCAAGCAAUGAAAAUGGGACAAACUUCCGUUUUACACGUUUCGUGGAAGACAAUAAAGAAAUUGUAACAAAUUAGAAAAAACUAUAACAUUCCUGCAAAUAGUGCAACCUAGGGUUGCUUUUUUCAAACUGCAAGCUACAACAUUGCAAAGACUUUUUUUUUGUACCAUGUUCUACUUCUAGAGUUCUAAGAGAGCUUAUUUAUUAGUGAUAUAACCUUGCUUUGCAAACAAAUGCAAGCAUUAACUUUGGUCUCCUGUAUUUUGAACUAAAUACUAAUCGACUAGAGUGCUGUAAAGUUGCUGUAACAUUUAUAGCAGUUGCAAGUCUGUUCUGCUAGGUGAUCUUAUUCUGGCAUUAACUUAUUUUCUAUAUCCAGUUUAACAUGAACUCUGGUAUUGAUGCAAUGCCUCAGUGAUGCAUUAGAUCUCUAAUAAAAAUCUGUAUAUAAAUGUACACUUUGAUCCUGCUGGAAAUUUUAUCAGCACAUACAUUGUUUAAUUUUUCCAAACAGAAUUAAGAAAAGGACUGAAAGAAUAUAGACUGAACAGUGUGGGUCCUUUACACAGCUCAGUUUUUGAUUUUUAUUAUAAAAUUAAAACUGCUUUAAUUUUUGUAGGUUUAACAUUUUUCCGUUUUGAACUGUUAUUUGUAUUGUGCUUUUUACUUGAGUCGUCUUAAAUGUUAAUACAUUUCUGUACAGUAAUAAGCACGCAGAUUAUUAGAGAAGAUACUGAAGUGUUGUUUUGGUAGUUGAAACUGAGACGUAACAUUUUGCCUUGUAGGUAUAUUCAUUAUAGAAAAUGUGCUGGACUUUCACAAUGCUGCUAAGUAUAGCAUCUUGAACAACUUCCGUGGACAACUGUAGAUGCUCCUGUAUAUACAAUAAGACAUCACUUUCAUUAAAAUGUACAUAUGUUCCUU